This is a messenger RNA of Pyricularia grisea, 939 nucleotides long. RefSeq lists its product as uncharacterized. Lineage: Eukaryota; Fungi; Ascomycota; Sordariomycetes; Magnaporthales; Pyriculariaceae. The record is from RefSeq and is a predicted model, not a curated record. Bases 1 to 939 code for a protein of 312 amino acids. The transcript is spliced from 2 exons.
AUGGUACGCCUGAUGACUGCGACAGUCGCGGCCGUCACAGUCUACAUCUGCACGGCGGCCGCCACAAUCGACAAGCCGGUGCUGGACCCAGCCACCAACUUCACCCUGAUCGAGGAGCGCUGGAUGUCUGUCCCCAACCAACCGACCGUCGUGGUCGAGUGGCUGCACCACUACCUCCCCAAGGCCUGCCACGACGCCGCGCUGGCCAACAACUUAUCCCCCAUGGACUUUACCGCCUCGGACGUGCUGACAACCUCGUCAGCAACCUGGGCAAGAUCCCCCGUCGGCAUGCGCAGCUACGUCCGGCACGUCAUCGCCUACCCGGCCAGGAAGCAGCAGCAGCAGCAGCACGACGCCGUCGCGAGCUGGCACGCCCCGGGGGAUCUCCACCUGCACGCCCGCCCGACCAUGCAGACGCUGAUCCACCAGGUGGCGCACGAGAUGGACUACGCCGCGCUGCCGGGCCGGGGCUCGCCCUUCUCAGAGUCGGAGCUGUGGCGCGAGGCAGCAGAGACGGAUAGGCGGCGCGCGUCAGAGUAUGCGGGUCUGGAUUGGCGCGAGCACUUUGCCGAGGCGGCCGUCGUCGCCGUCUUUGAUCAGAACUUCCCGCACGAGAUUGGGUCCGCGCAGCCGGCCACGAUUGGCAUCGCGAACCAGCUCUACGUGUGGCAGAUGCUGCUGGGUGGGCAGAUCCAGAUGGGUGGGAGGUGCACCAGGAGGAGGGAGAACUCGCCCAGGGUGAAUAAGAAAACGGGUGAGGGUGAUGCCGGUAGCGUCCUGUCGGCUAGGUCGGGGCUGUUGAGGAGGAGUAUUGAGAUUUUCAGUGUCGAGUACCCCGGGGGUGGCAAGGAUUUGCAUAUUGAAGAUAGGUGGCAACAAGUUGAUGUGUUUGGCCAGUAUGGCGCGAAGGCAGCACAGGCUACAGCUGCAGCGUCCUAG